This is a messenger RNA of Asterias rubens (European starfish), 2603 nucleotides long. Its product is annotated as ras-related protein Rab-26-like. The record is from RefSeq and is a predicted model, not a curated record. The transcript is spliced from 7 exons. NCBI's taxonomy places the organism in Eukaryota, Metazoa, Echinodermata, Asteroidea, Forcipulatida, Asteriidae. The coding region runs from base 153 to 800 and encodes 215 amino acids. Gene Ontology annotation, biological process: regulation of exocytosis; protein secretion. Gene Ontology annotation, molecular function: GTPase activity; GTP binding.
UCGUGCGUUUUUAUUGUGUGUUAAUUUCUUGGAUGGCUCGGCGAACAGUCAUCAGUUUCAAUGCAUAUUUUCUUCAAAUUCAGCCCGAAACUGGACGCAAAGGAUUAUUAUAGGAGAUGAUAGGACAAUUGUGAACUUAAGGACCUUGGGAGAUGUCGGGGAACAGCAACGGGGUGGUGCGGUCUGGAUCGCUAGGCGGUGAUUUUUACGACUUUGCAUGCAAGGUGAUGUUGAUAGGUGACUCUGGAGUCGGCAAGACGUGUUUACUGGUGCGGUUCAAAGAUGGUGCCUUCCUGUCAGGGAGCUUCAUAUCAACAGUGGGAAUUGAUUUUAGGAAUAAGGUUGUGGACAUUGAUGGAUCUAAAGUGAAGUUACAGAUCUGGGACACAGCUGGCCAGGAGAGGUUCCGCAGUGUCACGCAUGCAUACUACAGAGACGCACAUGCGCUACUCCUACUAUUUGACGUGACGAACAGGCAAUCCUUUGAUAAUAUUAGAGCGUGGGUGUCUGAGAUUCACGAGUAUGCUAAUGAUGAUGUUGUGGUGAUGUUGCUUGGCAACAAGUCGGACAUGACAUCAGAGAGACUCAUCAAAAGGGAAGAGGCAGAGAAAUUAGCAAAGGACAAUGGUAUUCCUUACAUGGAGACGAGUGCAAAGACAGGGCUUAACGUGGACCUUGCAUUUAUGGCUGUUGCUAAAGAUUUGAAGAUGAAGAAGACGAGACGUCCCAACGAGCCCCGAUUCAACGUUAGAGACUUUGUGGAUCAGCAGAAGCAGACGCCAUCUGGUUGUUGCUUCUAAUAAAGCAUCAUGCCGCCCGCUCAUGACUCCACCCCCUCUUUCCGUACUGCCUCCAAGCUGACUUGGAGUGAACUCAUGUGCAGUAAUUUAAUAAUGGCUGAGCCACUCCAGAGAAAGCAUCAAAGAUUGAUGGUCGGUUUGAGGACGUCUUCUAGAGUGGGGAUGCAGGAGGAGCAUUGAGAAGGGAAAAAUCCCUAAGAAAGAAAAAUAGCGACACCUGUUGACAAAACAUUGAUUGAUUACUCGGGAGAAGAACUGACUAGCUUGGUAGCUUGAAGCCACCUCUCCAUAUUAUGUGAAUAAAGCUCUCCGAAGGCGUGCCAGUAUAAAGCUUCUAGUAGAAUUGUUGGAUCAACGAUAUCGUUGUUAUUGGAUUGACCAGAGUAUCUUAGGAGUUGGAAUUUUUAAAGUCAACAGCUCCAUACACAAAGUUACAUACAGUAGGAAUACAUCAGUCCAUUUGAUAAACUCAUCUUUGUACAUUUCAUUUUGUACAUAGCCAGAUUGUAUUAUUCAAAUUUGUUUCAGAAGUCUGUCAACUCUUUGACUCCCCUUUUUGUUGGUGUCAGGUCUAGAUUGAAUCACAGCGUCUGUGGCUCAAGUAAUAUAUCAGUGAAACCAUUUGCCUAUAAUGAAGAGUUGUAAAACAAAAUCGGCUCCAACUUCAUAUUUAAGGCCAGGUCCAAAUUGGCGGCUACAGAUGUGGCUGGAUUUCCUUGAUGUGCAUUUAAGUAAAGGACACCCUUAGCAACAGUAUGGGUAGCUGUAGUCGCCACAUGAUCUGGCCUCAUUCAGCAAGUAAGGGCCACUUAAUAAGUGAUUAUUUAGAUCAGGUGUUUUGGGGUCAAAAUCGCAGGGGAUAUGUUGGUUCUGUGGUAAGAAUUUUGAUGAUGAGUAUUCAGUAUAGUGUUAAGCAAAAUGCUACACAAAGCAUAUCAGUUGCUACACCAAAAUCAGCAGUUGCUACUUAAUGUUAGCAUUCAUUGUACACCAAACAUGCUCAGUCUAAAUAUUUUGUGCUGCAGAAUUGAAGGAUGCAUCCUGUGUCGGUCAAAAGUAACUUUGAGAGUUACUUGUCAUUACACUGCACAGGAGUAAGGAUGUGUCAUGAGCUUAGAUGAGUUUUGAGAUAUCAAUUGCUGAUUUGUCACAUCCUGAACAUUAAAUAAUAAUAAUAGUGGCCUCUUAUAGAGCGCUCAGGUCCGUCAUGCAAAACGCUCAUGGCGCUAUACAAGCAAAAUUUAUACAAAUACAAAAGAAAGUACAAACACGUCUUCUUUUGAAAAACAAAACAACUUCACUAGCACAUGUUACUGAAGAUGGAACCCUUAAGAUCCUUUACACUGUUUGGGAAACAUGUAGAGCUUGACGGUCAAAAUUUCAACAUCUGGAAAUCGACGGCGUGUCUCCUUUGCACACAAGAGCGAUCUUUAAAUGAAAACAAAAUGGAAGUCUGGCAUAGUUGUAUAUGAGCUUUGUAAAGUAGACUUCCUUGGGAUGUAGCUGGCUUUUUUUAAAGGCAUUAUACAGGAUUGGUAGAGCUGACAAAAUCACAAUGAUAGAGAUAGCAUUGUUAAUAGUCUGCUAGAUAAAACAAGGAAGGUAGUGGUAGCACUUAAAGACUAACUUAUUACAUAAAAAAAACUGUGUGAGCUUUCGUUGCAACAGCUAGUUCAUCAGAUGCAAUAAGGGGUGACAAGCCAAGUACAAGCAGAAAUAGUCGCAAACAGUGUUUAUGUUUUAUGUGAUCGACAAUGUACUUAAAAUGACAAACCUGUGAAAAAUUUGUUGUGAGUCGGGAGA